GACGCGGCUCUCAGUGGGCAGCGCAGCUCACGUCUGAGAGCACGUGCACGCCUCUCGCUUCAGGCUCGUGGUGGGGGCGCCCAAAGCCAACUGGCUCGCCAACGCUUCAGUGGUCAAUCCCGGGGCGAUCUACAGAUGCCGGAUAGGAGGAAAUCCAGGCCAGACCUGCGAACAGCUCCAACUGGGUAGCCCUAAUGGAGAACCUUGUGGAAAGACUUGUUUGGAAGAGAGAGACAAUCAAUGGUUGGGGGUCACACUUUCCAGACAGCCAGGAGAAAAUGGAUCCAUUGUGACGUGUGGGCAUAGAUGGAAAAAUAUAUUUUACAUAAAGAAGGAAAAUAAGCUCCCAACUGGUGUUUGCUAUGGAAUGCCCUCUGACUUACGAACAGAACUGAGUAAAAGAAUAGCUCCAUGUUAUCAAGAUUAUGUGAGAAAAUUUGGAGAAAAUUUUGCAUCAUGUCAAGCUGGAAUAUCUAGUUUUUACACAAAGGAUUUGAUUGUGAUGGGCGCCCCAGGGUCAUCAUAUUGGACUGGCUCUCUUUUUGUCUACAAUAUAACUACAAAUAAAUAUAAGGCUUUUUUAGACAAACACAAUCAAGUAAAAUUUGGAAGUUAUUUAGGCUAUUCCGUUGGAGCUGGUCACUUUCGGAGUCAGCAUUCAACCGAAGUCGUUGGAGGAGCUCCUCAACAUGAACAGAUUGGUAAAGCAUAUAUAUUCAGCAUUGAUGCAAAAGAACUAAAUAUCAUAUAUGAAAUGAAAGGUAAAAAGCUUGGCUCAUAUUUUGGGGCUUCUGUCUGUGCUGUGGACCUCAACGCAGAUGGCUUCUCAGAUCUCCUCGUGGGAGCGCCCAUGCAGAGCACCAUCAGGGAGGAAGGCAGAGUGUUCGUGUACAUCAACUCUGGCUCGGGAGCAGUAAUGAAUGAAAUGGAAACAAAACUCAUUGGAAGUGACAAAUACGCUGCAAGAUUUGGGGAAUCUAUAGUUAAUCUUGGUGACAUUGACAAUGAUGGCUUUGAAGAUGUUGCUAUUGGAGCUCCACAAGAAGAUGACUUACGAGGUGCUAUUUAUAUUUACAAUGGCCGAGUAGAUGGGAUCUCAUCAACUUUCUCACAGAGAAUUGAAGGACUUCAAAUCAGUCAAUCAUUACGUAUGUUUGGGCAGUCUAUAUCAGGACAAAUUGAUGCAGAUAAUAAUGGAUAUGUAGAUGUAGUAGUUGGUGCUUUUCACUCUAAUUCUGCUGUAUUGCUAAGGACAAGGCCUGUGGUGAUUGUUGAUGCUUCUUUAAGCCACCCUGAGUCAGUAAAUAGAACAAAAUAUGACUGUGUUGAAAACGGAUUGCCUUCUGUGUGCAUGGACCUAACGCUUUGUUUCUCAUAUAAGGGCAAAGAAGUUCCAGGUUAUAUUGUUCUGCUUUAUAACAUGAGUUUGGAUGUGAACAGAAAGGCAGAGACUCCAUCAAGAUUUUAUUUUUUUUCUAAUGGAAGUUCUGACAUGGUUACAGGAAACAUGCAAGUAUCAAGCAGAGUGCCUAACUGUAGAACGCAUCAAGCAUUUAUGAGGAAGGAUGUGCGGGACAUCCUCACCCCAAUUCAGAUAGAAGCUGCAUACCACCUUGGGCAUCACGUCUUCAAUAAGCGAAGUACAGAGGAAUUCCCACCACUGCAGCCAAUUCUUCAACAGAAGAAAGAAAAAGACAUGAUUAAGAAAACAAUAAACUUUGCAAGGUUUUGUGCCCAUGAAAAUUGUUCUGCUGAUUUACAGGUUUCUGCAAAGAUUGGAUUUUUGAAGCCACAUGAAAAUAAAACCUACCUUGCUGUUGGGAGUAUGAAAACGUUAAUGUUGAACGUAUCCUUGUUUAAUGCUGGGGAUGAUGCGUAUGGAACGACUCUGCAUGUCAAACUCCCCACGGGUCUUUACUUCACUAAAAUUUUAGACUUGGAAGAGAAACAAGUAAAUUGUGAAGUCACAGACAACUCUGGCAUGGUAAAACUUGACUGCAACAUUGGCUAUAUAUAUGUGGAUCAUCUCUCAAGGAUAGAUUUGAGCUUUCUCCUAGAUGCAAGCUCACUCAGCAGAGCAGAAGAGGACCUCAAUAUCACAGUACAUGCCUCCUGUGAAAAUGAAGGAAAAAUGGACAAUCUAAAACAAAACAGAGUGACCGUAGCAAUACCUCUGAAGUAUGAAGUUGUGCUAACUGCUCAUGGGUUUGUAAACCCAACUUCGUUUGUAUAUGGAUCAAAUGAUGAAAAUGAGGCUGAAACAUGCAUGGAAGAGAAAAUGAACUUCACUUUCCAUGUUAUCAACACUGGGACUAGCAUGGCUCCAAAUGUUAGUGUGGAAAUAAUGGUACCAAAUUCUUUUGUCCCCCAAACCGAUAAGCUGUUCAACAUUUUGGAUGUCCAGACUACUACUGGAAAAUGCCAUUAUGAAAAUUAUCAAAGAGAGUGCACAUUAGGGCAGCAAAAGGGUACAAUGCAGACCUUGAAAGGCAUAUUCCAAUUCUUAUCCAAGACUGAUAAGAGGCUAUUGUACUGCAUGAAAGAUGAUCCACAUUGUUUAAAUUUCUUAUGCAAUUUUGGGAAAAUGGAAAGUGGGAAAGAAGCUAGUGUUCACGUUCAGUUGGAAGGUCGGCCGUCAAUUCUAGAAAUGGAUGAGACUUCAUCACUCAAGUUUGAGAUAAGAGCGACAGCUUUUUCAAAGCCAAAUCCAAAAGUUAUUGAACUAAACAAGGACGAGAAUGUUGCACAUGUUCUACUGGACGGACUACAUCAUCAAAGACCCAAACGUCAUUUCACCAUAGUGAUUAUUUCAAGUAGCUUGUUACUUGGACUUAUUGUACUUUUAUUGAUUUCAUAUGUUAUGUGGAAGGCCGGCUUUUUUAAAAGACAAUACAAAUCUAUCCUACAAGAAGAAAACAGAAGAGACAGUUGGAGUUACAUCAACAGCAAAAGCGAUAAAGAUGAAUAAAUCUUUCAAAUUGAGAGGACACAGACAGACUCAGGUUAUAUAUACUAAAGGAAUUUAAGACACUGUUUACAAGAAAA
This is a messenger RNA of Carlito syrichta (Philippine tarsier), 3045 nucleotides long. RefSeq names its product integrin subunit alpha 4 (gene ITGA4). Gene Ontology annotation, biological process: cell-matrix adhesion; cell adhesion mediated by integrin; cell-cell adhesion. The transcript is spliced from 27 exons. The record is from RefSeq and is a predicted model, not a curated record. Gene Ontology annotation, cellular component: external side of plasma membrane; integrin complex. Lineage: Eukaryota; Metazoa; Chordata; Mammalia; Primates; Tarsiidae. Gene Ontology annotation, molecular function: integrin binding. Bases 368 to 2968 code for a protein of 866 amino acids.